AUGGAGGUCUUGGAUACAAUAAGGGAACUCCAAACCAUACCCGACGGUAUCCAUCUCCUCUGCCCUCGCCAACGUCGCGAUGAUUACGGCCGUUACGACGAUACCGACGGCGAGUACGAAGCACAGCGUGCCCUCGAGCGCAGGGACAAGGCGUUAUCGUGCCUUCCCAUCCUAGCUUUCAGUCAAGAUGGCCUCGGACAAUUACAAGACUGGUUAUGGCAGAAGUUCAACGAUACGCUAGAGAGCUGUGAUUUUUGCAUUAGGCAGUAUCAUCGAGGAAAAGUGACGCUGGUCGAGAACCUGAAGGAGAGCUAUGACGAGGAGGAUAUCGAGAAACUGAUGCGGUUGCUGGAGGAGUGGGAUAUCAAACGUAUGAAGAGGAAUCUGACGACAGCUCUUGAAGAACUUAAUGCAGUUCCACCAGAGAAGAUAGGUCUAGACGCCUUAAGGACGUCGUCAUUGCUCGCUAUUUUCGAAUGUCUGAGUUCUGAGGUCAUGCAAAAGAACGCUGCCUUGCUCAGAGAGUACUUUGACGCCCCGUUCAGAAUGAUCCAGACCAAACGGACUCUAAAACUCACCGACUACGUUCCAGGCUUAACAAACUUUCUGUUUGAUCCCGACCCUAUUCGAAAUCAUUGGGCCUUGCAUGGUUGGUCUCGUUUUCGUCGACCGCCUACCUCAGACGAAUUUGAGUGGGCAGUCAAAGACGGCUUAACUCGUGCUCUCAUUUCUGCCUCACCUCAACAGCAGUACCUGGAUAUUGCUGCCGUUCAAAGACUUUGGAUAGGUUUACGAAUCAUCAUAAUGAGACUCGAUAAAGAUCAAAUCACUCAUCACCUCCGCGGUCUGGACAUUGACCCUUGUCGAUUGUCUAUCGAACAUCUUGGAAUCCAAUCACCUGUUCUGAGGGUUCUGUUAAACUCUAUUCAACUACUCUUAGAGAAAGCGCCAGUUGACUUUUGGGACGCCAUGCAGGCCAUAUCUCCCCAAGCGAUUGCAGAGCAAGUCUUCAAUAACCCUCAAUUUGAUGCUUACCUCCUAGAGGCCAAAGACGAUGUCACCCUCUCUAAAUCUCCGCUAAACGACAUGCUAUCAUGGAUAUCACCUUUUAUGUCCUCAUUGAAAAGCAUCAAUCAAACUCCCGCCUGCAGAUACAUCGUAUCGCAACUAUUCAAGCGUUUUCAAGAUAAGAGAUUACCCUCAGUUGCGCGCUUUCAGUGUUUUCUCUGUGGAAUCGAGGUGUUGCUUUGUACGUUGCGGACUUUUACUGACAAUGAAUCAUCGCGCGGGUCCGUUGCACGUGUGGUAUUAUCGGAAACAUUGGAGAUUGUUAAGGAACAUAUCGACAUUAUUGUCACACCUGAAUUAGAUGGGGCUGGUGAUAGGGCACAGUCGAUUAUCAAUGGUUGCAUGGACGUCGUCAGCAACACGCUUGCUCUUGAAUGUCAGUCUUUGAAGACGGAUUAUGAAGUCUUAUUGAACCACUCCUCCAUGCAACAUGGAAAAAGUACUUAUUCGCCAGAAAUCUGGGACGCCGUUAUCGCGAGAUUAAGUCAAAGCAACCGGGAUCUAUCGACUGCGGCGCUUAAAGGCAUUUUGGAAUUGGUCGGUCUCGAGAAAUUCCCUACACGAGGCGAGGAUAGCCAAGAGAAGACAAAGUACAAUGUUAUCUAUGGCCAUCUCACACACCUAUCAGCUCUAAUAUUUGAGCGAUUAGCUGAAUUCGACCCUGAGCAUCUGGAUGCUUUGUUUGCUAGUCAAGAUACUGCCUGUGCCUUGAUUUCCGCACUAUUCUCCGCCGACAUAAAUACUUAUCAAGCAGCUGUCGAUCUUAUCAAAAACGUAAGCGCUCCGAGGAUGAUCCAUACUGGAACAGACAUUAUCGAUGUACUUUGUGAUACUCAGACCGGUAUUCUUAGGACUCGGAAAUUGGCUAACAAGAAAGAAUUCACGGAGAUUCAGAAUCUGUGGGAACGUCAAUGGUCAUCUCUUACUACGAUCUUUGAUAUGACCGAAGACUGGCACAACCGAGGAAAUGACAAGAGUGUUAUGCUGGAAUUCUGCCGUGAUACUAUUCAAUUUGCAGACGUUCUUUUUGCUCAAUAUCCCGUGUUUGCGAGUGCCAUGAGUGGUGGUGACGCAUCGCAGGAAGAUACUGUGAGGGAAACUUUACUACAGUAUCCGACAGGAACGAUGAAAGGCAUGGUCAAGUGGCUUCGACUCAAGGACGAAUAUCUUGCCACGACCUUGGUUGGUCUCGUCUCCAAAAUUCUUCGACGGCUAGGCGAGUUGAAUAUCACGACUGUUGAACGCAGCGCCCUUCAGACCAUUGAAAAUGUUGCUGUGACAGGAGCGACCAAGACGUUGUUGACUGCGCGAGAAAAGGCCGAGCUUGUGAGAGCUCUAGAAGCAUACUAUAAGAAACCGGUCGUAACCGCUUCAACUGCAGCAUUCAAAAAACAAAGUUCUAUUACUGCGUUUGCUAAACAGGCCGAUUCAUCUGGCCGGUCAACGCCAGCUCGAUCAACAAGCGAGGAUGAAUACGGUGAUUCUUCCGCGCUGGAUGAAACGUUGCUGCAGCUCUCCAGGUCUGUUGAAUUAAACAAAGCACGUGUCGCCAGUCAACCUCAGAAGAAGCUUCCCACGACGACUAAGUCGCCUCUUGUACUUUCAAAGCCUCCAACUCGUCCUGGUGUAUCUGUCGAAUCGUUCCGUGAGAAACGAGAAAAAGAGAGGGAAGCUAAGAAGAAACGUGACCUUGCCGAGUUGCAACGACUCAAAAAGAAUAUUCCAGGACUCGGUGUGGCAGAACAGACUGCCGGACAGGGCUCUGGAGUAUCAGGGGGCAUUAAGGGUAAAGAUCAUMCCCCUGCCGAUAGUAUGAUGGUGGCUUCUGAAUCCGAAUCAGAAGAAAGUGAUGAUGAGGUUGAUGCGGAGCUAUUUGGAAAGAAGGGUGCAUCAACUCCCGCGGCCGUCAGGGAGUAUCAAGAAAGCAAACGACGAGCUCUCAAGCAACAAGGUCCUGUGAAGAAGGUUAGACAGUGGCGAUCGGCUAAGGACAUGCGUGCUCGUUUAGUUCCAGAUCUCUCAUCGCUGCACCAUACCCUACUCGAAUGGGAUUUCUUCGCCAACGGUGACUUGCCGCCCAAUUCGGGCCGCACGGAUUACUCCCUCAUUACAUCUACUUUCAGGGACCCCAUAGAAUAUCAACGCACUUUUGAGCCAUUGUUGGUCCUGGAAGCAUGGCAGGGCUUUCAAUCUGCGAAGGAAGAAGCCAACUUCAAGCCAUUUGAGAUCACAGUGGCCACUCGUCUAUCUGUUGACUCGUUCAUGGAGGUGAGCACGACUUUGAGGAGUGCGGCAGACUUGAAAGAGUUCGGUCUCGGAGACGCAGAUAUUGUGUUGCUGUCCAAAUCUAGAGAUCCUGCGAAUGACAAGUCAGCGUCUCAUUGCUUGGCCAGAAUCUCAGGCAUCAAUAGAAAAAAGGGCAAUGUCGAGGUAUCAUAUCGCGUUAAUCCCGGCAGUGCAAUGGUAUCUGCUCUGUCGCCGGGAUCCACCCUGUGGGCAGUACGCAUCUCGUCGUUGACACCAUUGGAGCGCGAGUACGGAGCACUGAAGGCUUUGCAGUAUUACGAUCUUUGCGAAGAGAUUAUCAAAGCGAAACCCUCUCCACUUCUGAAAUACAAUGAUGCAAGCUUGAAGCCACUAGUGGACAACUAUAACGUCAAUCAAGCCCAGGCCAAAGCUAUCAGAUCUGCAUUAGACAACGAUGCUUUUACCUUGAUUCAAGGUCCACCAGGUUCUGGAAAAACCAAAACAAUCGUUGCUCUUGUUGGUGCCUUGUUGAGUGGGAGUUUAGGCAACCAACAUAGCGUGUCUAUUUCUCGUCCUAGCGCUCAUCAGGCGCCAACGCCUAAAGCACCUACCACAGCUACCAAGAAACUCCUUGUUUGUGCUCCCAGUAAUGCAGCUGUUGAUGAACUGGUGAUGCGUUUCAAAGCUGGCGUCAAGACGCUCAACGGUAGAUCAGAGAAGCUCAAUGUCCUUCGUUUAGGUCGCAGUGAUGCUAUCAAUGCAAACGUGCUGGAUGUUACUCUAGACGAGCUUGUGAAUGCACGCUUAAAUCAAGCAGUCCAGAAAAAUUCGGAGGAGAAGAAUCCUCAGAAAAUCUUCGAGGAUCAUAAAUCCACCGAUACUGCAUUCAAGGAAAUCCGCUCCAAACUUGAUCAAUUUAGAGCAAAAGGUCAAGUGCCUCCCGAUGAUCUUCUCCGCGAAUUCGAAUUGCUCAAGAAGAAGCGAACACAGCUCAGUCAGGAAAUUGACAAUACUCGAGAUCGUAAUAACGAAAUUGCUCGCAACAACGACUUAAAUCGACGUCGUGUUCAGCAAGAGAUUGUUGACAGUGCCCAUGUCAUUUGUGCAACGCUUAGUGGUAGUGGACACGAGAUGUUUCAGAAUCUAAGCAUUGACUUCGAAACUGUGAUUAUUGAUGAGGCUGCUCAGUCAAUCGAGCUGAGCGCUCUUAUUCCUCUUAAGUAUGGUUGUGCCAAGUGCAUUCUUGUCGGAGAUCCUAAACAGCUUCCGCCCACUGUGCUGUCUAAAGAGGCUUCUCGCUUCCAAUAUGAGCAGAGUUUGUUCGUUAGAAUGCAGUCCAACCACCCUAACGACGUGCAUCUCUUGGAUAUUCAAUACCGUAUGCAUCCGGCAAUUAGUCUCUUCCCCAGUAUUACGUUCUACGACGGUCUGUUGCAAGAUGGACCUGAUAUGGCUAAACUUCGUGCUCGGCCGUGGCACAACAGUCAGUUGCUAAGCCCUUACCGCUUCUUUGACGUUCAGGGUCUUCACCAGAGUGCUUCCAAGGGUCACUCUCUUAUCAACAUUGCCGAGUUGAACUUAGCAAUGCAACUCUACGAGCGAUUGCUUACUGACUUCAAGGCAUACGACUUCUCUGGCAAGAUUGGUAUCAUCACACCCUACAAAGGUCAAUUGAGAGAAUUGAGGACGCGAUUCGCUGCUAGAUACGGUAACUCAAUACUUGCCAAGGUUGAAUUCAACACCACCGACGCUUUUCAAGGUAGAGAAAGUGAAAUUAUUAUUUUCUCUUGUGUCCGCGCUUCGAACAAGGGAAUUGGUUUCUUGUCAGAUAUUCGUCGUAUGAACGUCGGUUUGACUCGUGCCAAGUCGUCCCUCUGGGUUCUCGGAAAUUCUCAGUCUCUUGUUCAAGGCGAAUUUUGGAAGAAGCUCAUUACUGAUGCUAGACAGCGUCAUGUCUAUACGGAUGGGGAUGUCCUUUCGAUGUUGGAACGUCCACAGUUUACUGGAUACCGAAAUGUGGAUAUGGCUGAUGCAGAUGCCAAUGAAUCAUCUACGUCUACAGUGCACACGCCUACCGAGACCCGAUCAUCUAAUGAGAUGGAAUCGGUGUCGGCUCGCAACACUCCUACUCCCGUACUUAGCGGUCCAUCUGGAGGCUCUAAUGGACUCGAUGAUACGAAGACUUGUGCCAACUGCGGCAGCUUUGAUCAUUUUACGAGAAAUUGUGAUAAUGCCGAAGCUUUGGAACUUGCCAAGGGUAUGUGUUUCCGGUGCAAGCAGCCAGGUCACACAAAGAUUAGAUGCACUGCACCUCGUUGCUUGAUGUGUGGUGAAAUCGGUCACUUGGCUGAAGCGUGUCGGUCUAAAGAGGUCCUGCCUCAGAAAGAUUUGAAUAGGAUUGCCCAGGAAGAGUCUCGGCAUAAGAGAGCACAACAGGCCAAACGUGAUGAGAUCAAACAAAAACACACUCUAGCACGUGAUCCUGGCAUUCCCGUCGUCAAGGCUACUAGGUCUCCAUCGCCGCCUCCACAGCGUCAGCAACAACAAGGGAAAAGGAAACUUCCGCCUAGUGGGCCGUUUGCAAAAAAUACGAAGCGUAAAAUAGACGCAGAAACUCCGCAGGAAGUUCCCAGUAACUUGGUGAGACCUUCUCGAGAAGGGCCGGGGUAUCAACAUAUCGGACAUAAUAAAAACCCUAUGAAUGACAAUGGUGGGAAAGUAUUGGUGGAUAAUAAUUUGAUACAAGCGCCUCGCGGGCCCAAAGGAGUCAGACCUGGACCUGGACCUGGACCUGGACCCGGAUCUACCAAUCUACCACCACGUCCUCCGAUGCCGAUGCGAAAAAAGAAAGAGGCCGAUCCAUUCAUCCGGCCCAAGAGAAGAUGA
Molecule: messenger RNA, 6201 nt
Organism: Talaromyces amestolkiae
Lineage: Eukaryota; Fungi; Ascomycota; Eurotiomycetes; Eurotiales; Trichocomaceae
Exons: 5
Coding region: 1-6201 (2066 amino acids)
Biological process (GO): termination of RNA polymerase II transcription
Cellular component (GO): nuclear body
Molecular function (GO): zinc ion binding; helicase activity; transcription termination site sequence-specific DNA binding
Source: RefSeq, a predicted model, not a curated record